Molecule: messenger RNA, 849 nt
Organism: Protopolystoma xenopodis
Lineage: Eukaryota; Metazoa; Platyhelminthes; Monogenea; Polystomatidea; Polystomatidae
Source: the annotation of a GenBank genome assembly
AUGGGAUUUGUGCCGUCCAAUAAGGCCGUGGAAUAUCUGGGAUCUGAGUCAUAUGAAGAGGAUCAAGAGGAUAAUUAUAUCAGAAACCCAAAUGAACAAUCUAAUUCUCCUGACCCCAUCAAAGAUUAUCAGCUUCUCGGCUUUGGUCAGAAUAAAAAAAUAUAUGAAUUCAGCUCAAAACAUGAAAAAUCGAAGAUUUGUGUGUCUCCUGAAACAUUUAUUGUUGAUAAAUCAUUCAGAUCAGGGCAGGCCUCGGAAGAAAAGAUUAAGAAUAAAGUGGAUAAACAAACGGAAAAUAUAUGUAACGCUAAGAACAAUGAAGUAAGGUUGAAAACAGUGCUUAAAAACGAAAAAGAGUAUGAAUCCAGGGAAGAGCAGGAGUUGAACAGAGAAUCUAAUCUUGAGGAUGAAAGAAAAAGUUAUGGAAUGAAGCAAUCCAAAAAGGUGGUUCAAGAAGAAAGCAUGACAUCAGUCCUCUUAUAUCCUGAAGUUUCAUAUGAAAAAGAUUCUGAUAAGGAAUAUCUUGGUAUUCCUGACAGCUCAAGAGGCGAAUACGACGAUGAUGAAGAUUGUAGGGAAGGUGGCGAAGGAGGCCUUGGUACAGUGUCUAGUGCAGAAACUGAGGAAGCCUCGUCGGCAGCCAUACUAGCUAACGUUCGCACCAACAUUCGAGGUCUAGUUGCCGAUUCACCUGAACGCAUCGGUCCUUUGAUCUCUCUGGCCGUCGAUUAUUUGUGGCAGGCCAGAGAAGAAGCUCCAAAGGGUUCUCGCGAGUUAGCAAUCCGCAAGGCUCUUGACCGGCGCCCCGAAGAGUUUAGUUACGAGUUUGUCGAUGAGGAGGGUGAGUAA